Messenger RNA from Macadamia integrifolia, 765 nucleotides. Its product is annotated as glutathione S-transferase L1-like. The transcript has 8 exons. Bases 1 to 765 code for a protein of 254 amino acids. The record is from RefSeq and is a predicted model, not a curated record. Gene Ontology annotation, molecular function: glutathione transferase activity. NCBI's taxonomy places the organism in Eukaryota, Viridiplantae, Streptophyta, Magnoliopsida, Proteales, Proteaceae.
AUGGAAGAUCCUUCAAAAAUUGCAACACCUCCACAAUUUUUGCAGGUCUCAGGAAAAUGUGGUCCUUUGUGGAUGACAAGGAGCGCUGGAUCAUUGGGAACGGGGUUGCAGGACAAGAUCAAAUUGGUUGGUAUUGACCUUCAAAAUAGGCCUGCUUGGUACAAGGAAAAGGUCAACCCUGCAAAUAAGGUCCCUGCAUUGGAACACAACAACAAAAUUAUAACAGAAAGCCUUGAUUUGAUCAAAUAUGUUGACAGCAAUUUUGAAGGGCCCGUCUUUCUCCCUGAUGUGGAUAUAGCAUAUGCUCCAUUUGUUGAAAGAUUUCAACUUCUUCUACUCGAUAUGAAGAAGUAUGACAUCACAGCUGGGAGGCCAAAACUAACAACAUGGAUUGAGACAUUAGUAGCUCGUAUGGUUCUAUUUCAGGCAUUGCCUGCACAAGAUGUGAGAGGUCUUAAUAGUAAUGGGAUGGAAAGGAGGCAAUUCAAUACAGAGAAAACAUCACUCUCAAGGGUUUUCCUUGCCAGAAUCACUAAAAUAGUCAUAUGCCUAAUUAUGUGUAAUCUUCUGGUGGAUAUAGCAUAUGCUCCAUUUGUUGAAAGAUUUCAACUUCUUCUACUCGAUAUGAAGAAGUAUGACAUCACAGCUGGGAGGCCAAAACUAACAACAUGGAUUGAGGAGAUGGAUAAGAUCGAGGCCUACAAACAAACCAAAUGGGAUCCCCAUGAGCUAAUUACAGCCUUGAAAAGACAUCUUUCAAGAUAA